CUUGCAAACGCUAAUGUAAGUAUUCAUUUCAGUGCCUACAAAUGUUUACCAAUCAUAGACACAUGGAUUUCACUUCGAUCGCGUCUCUCUCCAUAUAUAUCUCGCUUUGUCCUACAGUGGUGGACCUAAAUUUGAAUCAAGUCACAAUCAUGUUCAGAAGGAAGCAUAAUUCUCAAGAGCAACAGGGUAAUCAGGCUGUACAAGAACAGAAGGUUAAAGAUCUCAGAGCAGUCAUCGGACCCUUAUCCGGCCGUAGUUCAUUGUUCUGCAACAACGCAUGUCUGAGGAGAUACUUGGAAGCUCGGAACUGGAAUGUCGAUAAGUCAAAGAAAAUGUUAGAAGAGACACUCAAGUGGAGAGCGACUUUCAAACCUGAGGAAAUUCGUUGGCACCAAGUUGCCACUGAAGGCGAAACCGGGAAAGCCUACAGGGCAGAUUUCCAUGACCGAGAAGGGAGAACUGUUAUUGUGAUGAGACCGGCAAAGCAGAACACAUCAUCACAUGAGGAUCAACUCAGAUAUUUAGUGUAUUUACUAGAGGAUGUAAUCAUCAACUUACCCGAUGGGCAAGAGCAAAUGAUAUGGCUUAUAGACUUUACAGGAUGGUCACUGGCCAAUUCUGUCCCGAUCAAGACCACUCGAGAAACUGCCCACGUUUUGCAGAGUCACUAUCCUGAGAGGCUUGCAGUUGCAUUCCUAUACGACCCUCCAAGAAUUUUUGAAUCGCUUUGGAAGAUAAUCAAAUACUUCUUGGAUCCGAAAACAUUUCAGAAGGUGAAGUUUGUGUACCCCAAGAAUGAGGAGAGCGUGACACUCAUGGCGAAGAACUUUGAUCUCAAGAUGCUACCUGAGGAAUUUGGAGGGAAGAACAUAGCUCAAUAUGUCCACGAGGAGUUCACUAAGCUGACGGCAGAAGAUGAUAUUAAGAUGGCCGCUCUUUGGGGGUUAGAUGAGAAGAGUUUGCUUGGCCAUCAUCCAAUGCAUGGGAAUUCGGCAUCAGGGGUUGCACCGGCGCCUGGGCAUUUCACAGCACAAGCAAGUUGAGAUAGA
This is a messenger RNA of Zingiber officinale, 1049 nucleotides long. Its product is annotated as phosphatidylinositol transfer protein 3-like. NCBI's taxonomy places the organism in Eukaryota, Viridiplantae, Streptophyta, Magnoliopsida, Zingiberales, Zingiberaceae. The record is from RefSeq and is a predicted model, not a curated record. The transcript has 7 exons. Gene Ontology annotation, molecular function: phosphatidylinositol transfer activity. Bases 42 to 1043 code for a protein of 333 amino acids.